Guillardia theta CCMP2712 is the source of this 882-nucleotide messenger RNA. RefSeq lists its product as hypothetical. NCBI's taxonomy places the organism in Eukaryota, Cryptophyceae, Pyrenomonadales, Geminigeraceae. The transcript has 5 exons. The record is from RefSeq and is a predicted model, not a curated record. Bases 1 to 882 code for a protein of 293 amino acids.
AUGUGUAUCGCAGAUGAGGUUUCUGCAAUGUACAAGUGGCUAAAACUCGCAGUCAGGAACUACCAGGGCCAGCAGUAUCCAGCCAUGCUCGAGGGUCCAAUGCGGCAAGGUUGCUUGCUUGCCGCAAUGGUCCUCGGUCUGCUGGUUGUCCUUGUAAGUUUGCACCGGGCGAAGGAGCAGGCUCUUCUUAGCUCUCCUCUCCCUGCCUCGGUGAUGGGCACAGACCUAACUGGAAUGUAUGCUCACUCAGCGCCGCUCGUGACCUUUGUGCCGGUACCAGAGGAAUCGAGGUUUGUUCCUUACAGAGGAAGUGUAUCCUUUGAAGCUCCGGCUUCUGUCCUUGAGUACCCCCCGCGCCAGGCAGUCAGGGACCCGCAAUCCUUUUUUGCCGAGCAGCGACGAUCAGAAAUUAGGAGGAUAAUGCAAGAAGGAAGUGCCGUGCUGUCGCAAAUCAAGGCGAGCAUGGAGACGAGGCAUUCUCCAGUCUCACACAAGAAGGUGUCCAAGGUCCAACUACUCCAUGCGAACCAUCGCCUCGUGCCCCCUGCGCAUCUGGCGAAAGACGAUCUGCAUGCGCACCAGAGCACUUGGCGUCCGUCCAAGAAGGAGGGCAAGAGAAUGGACAAGCACUCCGAAGCCAGACGCGUGCCCGGUGCGAAGGUUGAGAAAUCCCACAACAAGGAACAGAAAUACGAUUUUCACUUCAAGGGAUUUGGGGUCAAGCUUAGUGCAGACGUGAGAGCCUGGCAACCUCGAGCAGGUGCUUGGUACUCCUACACGCCUCGAGAAAACUUGCAAAACUCAGCUGCUUCUAAUCCUAAUGGUUUCGUCACGAUGACUACGCUGGCAGUUUGUAUCACUCUUGCGUUCUGCUCAAUGUGA